Peronospora belbahrii is the source of this 1683-nucleotide messenger RNA. The record is from the annotation of a GenBank genome assembly. NCBI's taxonomy places the organism in Eukaryota, Oomycota, Peronosporomycetes, Peronosporales, Peronosporaceae.
AUGAUUACGACAUUCCUCACGCGCUCAUCACCUACGCCGAAUCUAUUGGUUGCACCACCUGUGACGCGUGUAGCUGAUGUGAAGGAAGAAGCUGUACCGUAUGACAAUGCGCUUGUUGAUGUGGAGUAUUCAAUGACAGUCAAGACAGUUGUUGUACCUACUUCGAUGCCAUACGAUGCAACGGGAAGUUUUUUUUCCAUAUCCGAUCGCUUUCCGCUUUCCAAGGUGGGAAAAGUUAGUUGUAGUAUGACGAAACCAGUGUACUGCCCUUCACAGGAGCGCAAGAUUUCGAAUGCAACAGCGUCUUUUCCCAUGAGCCGUUUACUGAAUGGUACACCCGAGAUGACGCAGGUAGAUCAGAUGACAGUAAUUGCAGAAGACGUGACACUAAACGACAAUAAAAACAUUAUAGCUGAACCGCAAGUAGGAGCAACCACGACGUUUGUAGCAGGAUUCAACCAGAUGCAACAACAAUUAACAAACAUGGGGGAUAUAUACCGAUACCAGGCUACUGAUGUGGAAGAAAAUGAAAUGGAGCAACUUCGAUGGGAUAUUCAAGAACAAGUGUUUCAGCGAUAUUUUCAGCAAGGACAGAAGUACGAAGAGUGGGGGAAAUUGGAAGAGCAUGGCACCCGAGUCUUUUUCGUUCCAGGUGGAAGAAGGGAAUACAUAAUGGCCGAGAAAAGGUUUCACGACAAUGCCGUUCGUGACGCCAUGGUGAAGGGAAAUGCCACGUGGGUCAAGGAGCGACGAGCUCGGUUUGAGGAGGAGCUUCGUCAAUUUAGUCGCGAUGAAACACGGCACAAACAGGAGUUAAUGCUUACACGUCUUGAAAAAGUGUCGCCGUUCUCUAAAUUUCCAAUUCUUGGCAACCGUUUUUUGCUGCUUCGAUUACGAGGAAAAGGAGGCAACGGAGAAGUAUGGGAUGUUGUCGAUUAUGCCAAUAAUAAACAGGAUUGCGCUCUUAAGCUGUCUACUUCGAUUCGCCACGCUCAACGUGAACACAAUACGCACUCGAAACUCAACCACCCCAACAUCGUCCAGGUCGGCAAAGUGCCGUUUCUAAUUCGAUACCAGCAGCAACAGUACACAGCGUUCACUGUUGCACGUGUUCAAUCAGACUUGCAGCAAAUCAUUGAGAUGUACGAGUACUUGGACGAUGAUUCUGCAUACAAGGUGCUUUCACAGCUUCUGAGCUCACUGAAGUAUUUGCACGAAGAAAUGGGCGUUGCUCACUACGACUUGAAGCCGUCGAACAUAUUAAUCGACUACGACGGGUGUGUGAAGCUGACUGACUUCGACUUGACGCGCGAUGCCAAGACAGCAACGUCGAGCUUUACGGUUGGCACUCUGCGGUACCUCCCUCCCGAGUGCUUUCGACCAAAUCGAGCCGAUUGUGAAGCGACCGCUGAGAAGGCAGACAUGUGGAUGGUAGGGAUUGUUUACUGCAUGAUGGUCACUGGAAAACACCCUAUCUGCCCUGACAAGUCAACGAAAGCGGAAGUGAAGUCAUUGAUGAGUCAGUACACUGGUCAGCUUCGAUACGCGCGGCCAAUUUCCGAUCCAUCCCGGCGGAUCUCACAAUGGUGCCUUCACCCGGAUCCAAGGUGUCGACCAACGGCCGCGCAAUUGCUAGUGGCACUCCACGACGUAAUACCACGGCAGCAGUGUCCAAUGCCUUGA